Messenger RNA from Nerophis lumbriciformis (worm pipefish), 1791 nucleotides. NCBI's taxonomy places the organism in Eukaryota, Metazoa, Chordata, Actinopteri, Syngnathiformes, Syngnathidae. The record is from RefSeq and is a predicted model, not a curated record.
AUGCUGAGGUGUAUGGGUGAGUCCAAGAAAAAAACAAGUGAGGUGGUAACCAUGUGGAUCCCCACCCCGAGCAUGACUCGUCCUCAGCGGCUGCUGCUUUACGGGUCGUGCGUGGUGGCCUUAUUAAACUCUCUGGGUGUCCUGGUGCUUCUGCUUCGGCAGAAUCAACAGCAUGUCCUUCUGGAGCGGACGGAGGCCAGGCUGACCGAAGUGGAGGGGAGCUCGGUGGUGGAGUUCCUCCGUGAGGUGCCCAGGGAACCCAGGAAUGGUGAACCUCAGUAUCAAUACUCCAGAAACAAGAGAAGCGAUGCACUGGAGGAGAGUGCGCCAGUAGUGACGGGGAAGAGGGUGCCAGGGACGGAUGAGGAGCACAAGAUGGAGCAAGUGCUAGAGAAGGAGCUUUACAGUGGGGGAGGUGUGGAGAGCAGUCAGCAGGAGGUCAGCCAAGAAGUCAAUGUUGAGACUGACAUGAAGCCCAAGCUGAAUCGCAAGCACAAGCACCGACAUAACCAGCUUUACCGCAAGGAGUACGUGCACGAUGACAUGAUGAUGAUGCUCACUUACUCCAUGGUGCCGAUAAAAUUGUUGAUCGACAUUUGUAACAGCACCAAAGGAAUCUGCAUAGCAGGCCCCCCAGGACCACCUGGUUUGCCCGGUGUGGAUGGCAUGCCAGGCACAAACGGGACAGACGGCGCUCCUGGACUGAACGGGCUUCCUGGAGCUGACGGCAAACGAGGAAAAAGAGGACCUGCAGGUGAAAAAGGCGAGCCAGGUGAAAGGGGAGAACAAGGAGAACCGGGCCCCCCGGGAGAAGACCCACAAUCAUCCAAUGAUGUUAUCAUCGAGGGUCCUCCUGGUCCCCCUGGACCACCUGGACCUGUGGGACCCCCUGGACCUCCAGGACCUCAAGGGCCCCCAAGGACAAGGCACCACAGAGCUAACCUGCAGGCUGCACAGACCAUGGAGCCACUAUAUUCAAUCCCAAAUGAUGAGACUUCAUUUGUGAGGCCAACCGGGAGGCUACACGAGAAGGGAGCAAAGCAAAACGAAUGCCUGAUAAAAUCUCUGAUCAACCCCAGAAAUGUGACAAAGAUGGAGAGCACAUUUGGCACAUGGAUGAAAGACACGGCUGUGCUUAAUGAGGAGCGUGUAUGGGUUGCUGAACACUUUUCGGGUCGUGUUCUGAGGGAGUAUCAGAGCAUUGCCUCUUUCCAACACAACAGUUGUGACACAGUCAAUGUGAGAAAGUUCUAUCAAGGCUGCGGUCACACAGUGCACAAUGGCUCCUUCUACUAUCAGAUCGCCGGCACGUCCAGCAUUGCAAAAUUUGAUUUGGACACCAAGAAGCUUCACACACUCACUAUCGAUCACGCUCUUUAUCACAACUUGGACUAUCUGCUGCAAAAUUCAAAGACUUACUUCAAGCUGGCGGCGGACGAGAAUGGUCUGUGGCUGAUCUUUGCCUCCAACGUUGACGAGAGCAUUGUGGUUGCCCAACUUGACCAGAAGACAUUUUCCAUCACCUCUCAUAUCAACACGACAUACCCACGAACCAAAGCCGGCAACGCCUUCAUCGCAUGCGGGGUUCUGUACGUCACAGACACUAAGGACGCCAGGGUCACCUUUGCGUUUGACCUGCUAAAGGGCAAACCGGUUAAUGUAACCUUUGACCUCAGGCCUCCAGGUGGGGUGCUGGCUAUGCUCUCCUACAGCCCGAAGGACAGACAUCUGUAUGUGUGGGACAACAACUACGUCAAGCUGUAUGUUGUCCACUUCAUCUCUGAUGAGUGA